AUGGUCGAAACAUAUGCAGCACCUGAAAAUCCUGAAAAAGAACCUGAUGAUAUAAGAGAAAAUAGAUUAAAAAGAAAAAGACAAGCUAAAUAUAGACAUUAUCAAAAAGAACAAACUGAUGCAGGACCUUCAACAAGAACAAGGUCAAAAACUUCUAAAGCUUCUGAAGUAUCAUCAGACACAAUAGCAAAAACAAAAAAAGGAAAAAUGGACAUUAAAUGUGAACAUUGUAAGGCUUUAAAAUGGGAGGGAGAAAAACCAGGACUUUGUUACAUAAAUAGUGAAGUUAUAUUAGCACCACUUCUUGCACUACUACCAGCAAUUUAUAAAUUGCUUACAGAAAAAGAUCCUAUAUCUAAAUUACCUUUUGUUAAACAAGCAAUAGCAUAUAAUCAAGUAUUUGCUUUUACGUCAAUUGAUACAAAGUUAGAUAAAAAAGUUGCCAAUGAAAAAAAAAGAGCUUAUAAUUAUAGAAUUUAG
Dentiscutata erythropus is the source of this 480-nucleotide messenger RNA. Lineage: Eukaryota; Fungi; Glomeromycota; Glomeromycetes; Diversisporales; Gigasporaceae. The record is from the annotation of a GenBank genome assembly.